UCUGCGGAGGGCGCCUGGUCAGGAAGCCCCCUCUCCUGCAGCCCGCCGUGUCCCGCCAGGUGUCUGCUGGAAUUGGCACAUUACUUUGCUCAGUUCCCUGGCCCUACCCAGAGAGUCAGCAGCUCUUAUGGCUGCUGGCUGGUGAACUCAGAAAGCUGCAGAAGGAAAGGAACUCAAAGCCCGCCAAGCUGGAGGGGGAUAUGAAGAAAAGCCACAGUGGCCUUGCGGUGCCUGCGGAUGAGAAACCCAAGGACACUUUGGACCCCAACCGGUGCAGUCGCUCUUAUGGAUCCUCCACCAUGUUGGGUGCUGAUCUGCGGCGGGGACGGAGGCGCCUCUCCUCCAACCUGCAGGUCCCACCAUGGAAGCCCAUAGAGCGGGCCCGUUCGCCAGAGCCAGACAAUGUCCAGAGACCAACUACUCUGCCACUACGAAUCCCUCCCCGAAUUUCUAUCACCCACACCGACCCAGAUGGGUAAGGCAAAGGAAUUGCAUGUUAAUCUGUGCACAAUCACAGGAGGAGUCUGUUGCAGUGAGAAUCCAGAUGUGCAUUGGGGAUGGAAGCAAAUAAUGGUGAGGAGAG
Molecule: messenger RNA, 583 nt
Organism: Sceloporus undulatus (fence lizard)
Lineage: Eukaryota; Metazoa; Chordata; Lepidosauria; Squamata; Phrynosomatidae
Product: cAMP-specific 3',5'-cyclic phosphodiesterase 4B-like
Exons: 3
Coding region: 201-479 (92 amino acids)
Source: RefSeq, a predicted model, not a curated record